Molecule: messenger RNA, 2323 nt
Organism: Dunckerocampus dactyliophorus (ringed pipefish)
Lineage: Eukaryota; Metazoa; Chordata; Actinopteri; Syngnathiformes; Syngnathidae
Product: 5-hydroxytryptamine receptor 3A-like
Exons: 9
Coding region: 714-1979 (421 amino acids)
Biological process (GO): nervous system process; monoatomic ion transmembrane transport; signal transduction
Cellular component (GO): synapse; neuron projection; membrane
Molecular function (GO): neurotransmitter receptor activity; transmembrane signaling receptor activity; extracellular ligand-gated monoatomic ion channel activity
Source: RefSeq, a predicted model, not a curated record
CAUUAGCUCACAUGCAAAUGUCAAUGUUAGGGCAAAAGCAAGGGCAUUUACAAUUUGGAAACCUGACUUAAAGUAUGAUUACCAGAAGGUGAUCAGACAAAAAAAUAAAAACAAAAUAUGACCAAUGACAAAACUCUCAUGCAACAUCAUGCAACACAAAAAUGUGAUAUCCUACUUCAAUUAACAAUUGAAAAGCAUGUCAACAGGUUUGCCAAAGACAAUGACGAUGCAUCCUGUAUGUCUGACGGCCAGCUGUGAAAACAACUCAGCCUCACUCUCUGAAACGACAAAAACCAGAACCCGCAGUGACCAGAAAGUCUUUGUCAGGCUUCCGUGACAGUAAGACCAGAUCCAUUCUGUCAUGCCAAGUGAGCAAUAUGAUUCUCAGCCUCUGACAGUAGGGCCCAGGCAUAAAGAUAAAUAGCAGCCGGCAGGUACAAUGGCAGCAGAACCUGUGUUGUGUUGUGUUGUUUGCACAGAGCCUUAAUUAAUAACCUGGCAGCAGCAGCAGUGUUUCUUGAGCUCUAUUGUGGCUCACGUAAUCAUAUUGUCUUGUGCCGUGUCUGCUUUAUGAUGUCACUAACUUGUCUAUUUAAGACCUAAAGCUUGGCAGAAGAGCAAGCAGAGGAUGCUGCAAAGGAUGCUAGAAAGCUAUUAAUCAACCUGCAAGGGAUUAGUUUGAAUUUCGAUGUAGUCUUCUGGCUCUUCUUGCGAUGCCAAUGUCACUAACUAUUAGAUGCAGUCUAUGGAGGGCUAUGCUCUUAUGGACUCUACUCACUGUAGGAGGCAGCUAUGCUGAAACCAACUGCACAACUCGCAGAUGUCUGGCAGACAUGUUGGUCAACAAAAAAUUAAUCACUCAGCCGCAGCGUGACAACUGUACUCAGUUCAUAUACGUAUCAUCUAUUGAGUACCAGACCAUCAAAGUGGACACAAAGAAUCUUCGUUUAAACUGUCGCCUACAAGCCAUAGUUGAAUGGACAGAUGACGACUUGUACUGGGACCAGUCGAUUUACGCGUACGACGAGGUCAUUUUGCCCGUAAACAAAGUGUGGACCCCGGAGAUCCAUAUAGCCAAUGGAAUAUCAGCAAGCACGCAGAACGGCUUUCGUGACCUGCUGGCGUUCAGCAACGGCACCUUGAGGCACAGACUGGUGAUGACAGCAUCGAUCAACUGCGAGUUUAACCUCUUCAACUACCCCUUUGCUGAAGACGAGUGUCCGGUGGCCAUCCAAGCCUGGUCCACGCAAGGAUGCGGAACACACAUGGAAAUCGGUACUGUGACGGUGUUUGACGGUAGCCAUGGCGACUGGGAAACACUGGGCGCUUACCUCCACUCUCCAUCUUAUGACAGAUACUUCAUCUCGGUAGUGCUGAAGAUCAGACAACAGAACCCCUUCAUCACCCUCCUGCUGCCGAGCAUUCUGCUCAUCUUGGCCGAUAUGGUGAGCUUCGCCCUGCCGCUGGGAGGCGGCGAGCGCAACUCUUUCAAGGUCACCCUGGUGCUCAGCUUCACCAUGUUCCUCCUAAUCCUCAACGACCAGCUGCCUGGCGACAGCGAGUGCAGCCCCGUGAUCAAAAACCACUUUUGUGUGUGCCUGGUGAUGCUGGUGAUCAGCAUGCUGGUCUCCAUGGUGCUCACUCGCGUGGCCAGAGAUGGAGGCAUCAUUUUCUGUUGCUGUCGCAGAGGACCAGAGCCUGGAAGCAACCAGGACAAAGCUGGUCAAGAAGUCAAAGCAGACAUCAGUGUCAUCCAGCUGAACGACUCAGAGGACAAUCAGAUGCUCAAGAAGGUGGUGGACUUCCUGGAGGCCAUGAAAGCCAAGGAGUUGGAGACAGGCAAGAACGAGAUCUAUGCUGAUAAAAUAGACAAGGCCUUUUUCUGGUUCUAUUUCAUUUUGGGCGCGCUGUACUUCUGCGCUAUGAUCACAGUGAUGGUGAAAUACAACUGCCAGGUUAACCACUUGGACUUCUGGUAGCUGCUGCCUUCCUGCCGACGCUCAUAUUCAUGAAUACACUGUUGCAUUUAUUGGACCACCGCUUGCACCGUUAAUGCUGGAAAUGUUGCACAUACAUGAGAAGUAAAUAGUAAGCAUCUUCAUUGAAUCAUUUUACCUCCUCACUGAAGAUACAAUUAAUAUAUAAUACAUUUUAUAGGCCUUAUUUAGUACUGGCAUGUCGUUAAGAGCUGAACUUCAUAAACAGGUUUGUCGCCAUCUAGUGGCUGCAAUAUUCACUGCACGCAGAAUGAGCUACGACUGUAUUUAGCUUGACUUUUAUUCCACAAAAUUGUUACUGUAAUAUACUUGCUUUUCCAAUUGUU